Molecule: messenger RNA, 559 nt
Organism: Taeniopygia guttata (zebra finch)
Lineage: Eukaryota; Metazoa; Chordata; Aves; Passeriformes; Estrildidae
Source: RefSeq, a predicted model, not a curated record
CCUCGGCGGCGGCGCGCGGCAGCGGCGCGAGCCAUGAAGCUGAACGUGGACGGGCUCCUGGUGCUGUUCCCCUACGAGUUCAUCUACCCCGAGCAGUUCUCCUACAUGCUGGAGCUGAAGCGCACGCUGGACGCCAAGGGCCACGGGGUGCUGGAGAUGCCGUCGGGCACCGGCAAAACCAUCGCGCUGCUCGCCCUGAUCAUCGCCUACCAGCGGGCCCACCCGCUGGAGGUCUCCAAGCUGAUCUACUGCUCCCGCACCGUGCCCGAGAUCCAGAAGGUGGUGGAGGAGCUGCGGAAGCUUCUGGAACACUACGAGCGGGAGCUGGGGGAGCCCCUCCCCCUCCUGGCGCUGGCGCUCAGCUCCCGCAAGAACCUCUGCCUGCACCCCGAGGUCUCAGCGCUCCGUUUCGGGAAGGAGGUGGACAGCCGCUGUCUGGCCCUGACGGCCUCGUACCUGCGGGACCCCCCCGGGACGGCCCGGCCCGGCUGCAGCUUCUUCCAGGUCAUCCCGGGGGGUCCCAGAGGGGUCCCAAAGGGGUCUGGGGGGUCCUGGAGGG